AUGAGUUUAGAGAAACAAGUUGCGCAAGUGGCCAAUUCUCUGAAAUUGCGUCCCCAAGGUGUGCUACCCAGUGAUACUGAGCCCAAUCCAAAGCAAUUGCAUGCGGUAAGUACUAGAGGUGGGCUGCACUUAGAAGAACUAGCUCCAAAUAAGAGAGACACUGAGGAAAGUAACAAACCAAAGAAGGUGGAAGAGGUAGUAAAAAGCUCCAAUGUUGAGGUAUCCAUUCCUCAAAAGAAAUUACCGCCUCCAUUUCCACAAAGGCUCAAAAAGCAGAAUGAGGAUGAAUGCUUCGGUAAGUUUCUCUCUCUCCUUAAACAGGUUCAUAUUAAUCUACCUUUGGUUGAUAUUUUGCAGGGUAUACCGAAGUAUGCUAAAUACGUGAAGGACAUUAUGGCUAGCAAGAGGAGGCUCACAGAAUAUGAAACCGUGGCACUUACUGAGGAGUGUAGCUCAAGGAUUCAAAAGAGACUGCCCAAAAAGUUAAAAGAUCCGAGCAGCUUUACUGUGCAGAUUACAAUUGGCCAAAGUGUUCAUGCCCGGGGGUUGUGUGAUUUGGGGGCUAGUAUAAAUUUAAUGCCUUUAUCUUUGGGUAGUCCAAAAAGAACCAUUGUUAUUCUUCAACUUGCCGAUAGAUCCAUUGCUAGGCCAGAGGGGGUGGUAGAAGAUGUGUUAGUGCAAGUAGGUUCAUUGAUUUUUCUGGUAGAUUUUGUGGUAUUAGACUUUGAACUCGAUCCUGAAGUUCCAUUCAUUUUGGGACGUCCUUUUUUGGCCACAGGUAAGGCAUUGAUUGAUGUAGCAGCUGGUCAAUUAACCAUGAAGGCACACAAUAAGGUCGAGGUAUUUGAUGUUUACCGCACUCUAAAAUUACCUUCUAUUUAUGAAGAAUUGUUUGCUAUUACUGUGGUUGAUCGCCUAGUAGAUGCAUAUUCAGUUGUGCCUGACGACCCAUUAGGAAGAGUGUUAGUAAGUCAUAAGAGAGAUGAAGGCACUGAGGCUCAAGAGAGAGAAACAUGUCUGAAUCUGGCAUUGGUGGAGCCUCACAAGCGGAGAGUAGAACCAUUAGAGCGUGAGUUAGGGCCACCACCAAAACCCUCCAUUGAGGAGGCCCCAAAGCUGGAACUGAAAACAUUGCCGGCUCACCUCAGGUAUGCAUUCUUGGGUACUAAUGAAACUUUGCCUGUUAUACUUUCUGCAGAGUUGUCUGAAUUUCAGGUUGGAGCGGCAUUGCGGAUUCUAAAGCGGAGAAAGAGAGCUAUUGGAUGGCAGCUAGCUGACAUCCAUGGGAUUAGUCCAGCGUUAUGUAUGCACAGAAUCUACAUGGAAGAGGAUCACAAGCCAAGUGCACAACAUCAAUGGCGACUAAAUCCUUUGAUGAAAGAAGUGGUGAGAAAAAAGGUAAUAAAGUGGCUAGAUGCUGGAAUUGUGUACCCAAUCUCUGAUAGUAAGUGGGUAAGUCCGGUACAAUGUGUUCCUAAGAAGGGAGGUAUGACAAUGGUAAGGAACGAAAAGAAUGAGUUGAUUCCUAUUAGAACAGUAACCAGGUGGAGAAUUUGCAUGGAUUACCGGAAACUAAAUAAUGCUACCUGA
Solanum stenotomum is the source of this 1590-nucleotide messenger RNA. RefSeq lists its product as uncharacterized. The coding region runs from base 1 to 1590 and encodes 529 amino acids. The record is from RefSeq and is a predicted model, not a curated record. Lineage: Eukaryota; Viridiplantae; Streptophyta; Magnoliopsida; Solanales; Solanaceae. The transcript has a single exon.